UGUGUUUCGUGCUCCAUUCACAAAUCAAAGACGAGCUUCUUCCUUUCUCCCCGGUACGUGCUACUUCUUCUCUCUAUGGCUGCUACUUCUGCUUCUUCCGCCGCGGCCAUUGCCGUUGCCGCUGCUGCCGCCGCUUGAAUCACAUAAUCUCUCUCUGUCAUCCCUUGCGUCCUAUGAGAUCCCUCCGCCGCCACUCUCGUCGCGUCUACUCCCAUUGUCAGAGAGCUCUCUCUGCCGCUACUCUCAUCCCAUCUGCUCCCUUUGGUGCCUCUUCCAUCUAAUCUCAUCCCGCUUUCUCAGUUCUUCUUGUAACCAUCUCAAAUUUCAGAUACAAGAAGCUUCUAUGUAGUGUGGAUCUUACGAAGGACUUCUUUUUCAGCUACUCAUACAAUGUCAUGUUUAGUAUUCAAAGGAACUUAAAUGAUCAUAAUACAACAGGACAAUCACUUUACGAAACACGGUUUGUUUGGAAUGAGUUUUUGACUCGUGGAGUCAGGAAUAAUCUCCAGAAUGCUUCCUGGACAGGUGCCUUAGUUUAUGGCUUUUUUAAACAGGUGUCACAUCUGGAGAAAAGAGUACUACGAAACAAGAUGAGCGAAUUAGGCAUAGUAAAUGUUUUCAUACAAUGGACCAGUAAACAGAGACGUGCAUAGUUGAAGAACCUAAAAAAAAUUGGUCAUGUCAG
Messenger RNA from Arachis duranensis, 685 nucleotides. Its product is annotated as phosphoinositide phosphatase SAC3-like. Gene Ontology annotation, molecular function: phosphatidylinositol-3,5-bisphosphate 5-phosphatase activity. Bases 396 to 653 code for a protein of 85 amino acids. NCBI's taxonomy places the organism in Eukaryota, Viridiplantae, Streptophyta, Magnoliopsida, Fabales, Fabaceae. The record is from RefSeq and is a predicted model, not a curated record. Gene Ontology annotation, cellular component: intracellular membrane-bounded organelle. Gene Ontology annotation, biological process: phosphatidylinositol dephosphorylation. The transcript is spliced from 5 exons.